CUCUGUUAGUUCAGUCACAUGUGUGGAUUACUGGAGCACACGCCCAUGUGCCCCCCCUCGAAGCACCCAAAUAAUUGGAUGUUGCUUAGCGGUGACUGCUCCUGGCUUUUGAUGUUCAGGGCCCAGCCAAUACCACCUCAUUAGCUAAUUACCCAGGGGGAAGAUGGUGCUUUUGUACAGAGAGAUCCAAGCUUGGGCUGCCCCACAGUGAUGAUGAUAAGACGACGAAUGGUCUGUUCUAUAGCAGCCAUAUACAAUGGGCCAAAAAUCUGCAGUCUAUGCUUGUGAUGUGUAAUUGCUGAAGUGUCCAUGUGUAGCUAUUGUUUGUUGUUUUCAGAGAGCUUUACGUAUUAGCUAAGUGAUAGAGGCGUGUUCGUUAGCGUUACAGAUGGUUUUUCCACUGAAACCGAAAACGGCUUAUGCUUCGGGGCUUGUUCUUUUGAAGCUGAGUGCUGAAACUCUGCCCCAUCAAAUAUUCAUCACACAGAACUAUUACGCACACGGUUCAUCUAGUGUGUUAAGCCUACAUGUUCUGAUAUGAUACGACGGCUGUUUCUGCACAUAUCUCUAUUACCCCAACUUGCCCUUUCUGUCUGUCUCUUGGCUUAGAGCUGUAUCCCCUAAAACAUAUAAUAUAUGCUUUCUGUGGCAGUCGGCAGGAAAAUGACCGUCAUGGACUAAAUCAAAGUUAAAGAUCUCAGAGUGGGCCCACCUGUCGUCCUGACCUCAUACAGUGAGGUGGGCUAAGAUGAGUAUAACCAGCGAUGAAGUCAACUUCUUGGUUUAUCGGUAUCUCCAGGAAUCAGGUUUCUCACACUCUGCGUUCACCUUUGGCAUUGAAAGCCACAUUAGCCAGUCCAACAUCAACGGAACGCUAGUGCCCCCUGCUGCCCUUAUAUCCAUCCUGCAGAAGGGCCUUCAGUACGUGGAGGCAGAGAUUAGCAUCAACGAGGAUGGCACCGUCUUUGACGGCCGCCCCAUCGAGUCGCUGUCACUCAUCGACGCUGUCAUGCCCGACGUGGUGCAGUCACGCCAGCAGGCCUUUCGGGAGAAGCUAGCCCAGCAGCAGGCCUUUCGGGAGAAGCUAGCCCAGCAGCAAUCUGCCAGCACCGUGGCCAUGCCCGCCAUAAGCGCCAACCAGCCGUGCGUGCCGAAGAACGGCGAGGCCGCACUUAAUGGGGACGAGAACGGAGGACACUUUCUGAACAACCAUGCCGAGCCCAUGGAGAUCGACGGUGAGGUGGAGAUCCCCGCCAGUAAGGCCACGGUACUGCGGGGGCACGAGUCCGAGGUCUUCAUCUGUGCCUGGAACCCCGUCAGCGACCACCUGGCCUCUGGAUCUGGUGACUCCACAGCACGGAUAUGGAACCUGAGCGAGAGCAGCUGUGGAGGCUCCACCCAGCUGGUGCUCAGACACUGCAUCAGAGAGGGCGGCCAGGAUGUCCCCAGCAACAAGGACGUCACCUCCCUGGACUGGAACAGUGAUGGCACGCUACUGGCCACUGGCUCUUACGACGGCUUUGCCAGGAUAUGGACGAAAGAUGGUAAUCUGGCCAGUACUUUGGGACAACACAAAGGCCCUAUAUUUGCACUGAAGUGGAACAAGAAAGGAAACAGCAUUCUGAGUGCCGGUGUGGACAAGACCACCAUUAUCUGGGACGCCCACACCGGUGAGGCCAAGCAGCAGUUCCCCUUCCACUCAGCUCCCGCCCUCGACGUGGACUGGCAGAACAACACCACCUUCGCCUCCUGCAGCACCGAUAUGUGCAUCCAUGUGUGUCGGCUAGGCAGCGAUCGGCCGCUCAAGACCUUCCAGGGACAUUCAAAUGAAGUCAACGCCAUCAAGUGGGACCCAUCCGGCAUGCUGCUUGCCUCCUGCUCCGAUGACAUGACUCUGAAGAUCUGGAACAUGAAGCAUGAUUUGUGUGUACACGACCUACAAGCACACAGUAAAGAAAUCUACACCAUUAAAUGGAGUCCCACGGGCCCUGGGACCAGCAAUCCAAACUCUAACAUCAUGCUCGCCAGUGCCUCUUUUGACUCCACGGUGCGUCUGUGGGAUGUGGAGCGUGGCGUCUGCAUCCACACCCUCACCAAGCACCAGGAGCCGGUCUACAGCGUGGCGUUUAGCCCUGACGGCCAGUUCCUGGCCAGUGGCUCUUUUGACAAGUGUGUCCACAUUUGGAACACCGCGAGCGGAGCUUUGGUUCAUAGCUACCGGGGCACUGGUGGCAUCUUCGAGGUUUGCUGGAACAGCACAGGGGACAAAGUUGGAGCCAGUGCCUCUGAUGGAUCUGUGUGUGUCCUCGACCUUCGGAAAUAGCUUUCUGGCUGCAGAAGAUGCGACUUGGAAUUUGCGGCAAGACACUGUCUGACAUCCCGUCAUGGCAUCUUGACAUCAGAAGUCUUUGCUGUUGCAAAUGUGCAGGGACUCUGGCAACCCACCCCAUCCCCCACCCCCCAAAAAAAAAAUCGAAGCCGACUACAGCCCUCCCCCACAGGGCAGAAGUUUCAGAACAGCAAGGAUGUGCCAAUGUAAAUCAAAAUUGUGAAAACCAAAAUUAACAUUAAAGAAGCCACCCUUCGAAGAUGUGGGCACUUGUUAGAUCUGAAACCACGAUCUUAGAUAGAGUGACUGUUUGACUACAAGGAACCACUUGGGUCAUUCACAGUGUCAGUAUGGCCACUGUGAGGCAGUCUGUCACCCAUAAGGGUGGAUGUGGUCAGAAUCUGGCCGAAGGGAACUGAAGAGGGGGGAUUUCUCUCUCUGACCUGGCAGCUGAUCCUGUCGUCUUCUGAGGGGUGGUCUGACAUCAGCUUGUGGACAAGAAGCUUUGUACAGCAAAAAGCUGCCGAGCAGAAGAAGAGGCCAGCGUGUGUGUAUAUGUGAGAGGGCUUUAACAAAUGUCUAGUUUUUUGUAUUUGCAACUUCUGAGAGCAAAUGAUUGAAGAUGGACUGGUGACGUUUCCUACACAAUUGUGGCAUCUUCUGUGACUGUGAUGGCACCGCUAAACAUCUCCUUUAUGGAGAAGGGGUCUAGUCCCAAGCGUAGAUCUCAAUAGAGUUUUAAGCUGAACUUCGGAAGUCACAAGGUUCCUUCAUUGGAGUCUUAUGUCAAAGUCAAUGUAAAAAAAAAGAAUAAAUAAAACGGCCAGGAUUUUUAUUUCUAAUUUUAAAAUCUCCCCGCCCCAUUCAUAUGAAUGACAAACUUCAUACCAAAAUCAGUACUUACCCUGGUUAAUAUUUCUGUUUUUUUCUCCUGGGAUGUAAAAUUGAUGAAUGUACAGGUUUGUAAAUCAGAUACCUGUUUAUAUACUGUGUAUAUGUGUUUAUAUGCAGUAUGAGUAAUAGCUGUCCUUUGAAGGCACUAUACACUUUAGGGUUUUUUUUUCUUUGUUUUUUGUCCUCUCGCAAGAAAUGACUAAAACAGCCUUUCCUCUCCCAAAAUUUAUUUUGAGAUCCCUGAUUUAAUUCAUUGUCAUUGGUCAUCAGCUUUGUGUGGCAAGGAGGCAGAGCUCAGAGACCUCAGCUGGGUGACGGUUGAAAUUUACUGGCAGAGAUUAAUAGGAGAAUAUGUGAUGUUAAGCUGCUUAAGGACCCUACUGCCAGAAAAAAUGAGAUGGUGACAUCUUUGAGAGAGGGGUCCUGUUGUGCUCUGUGGUUUCACACGCGAUGUUCAGUGUGUUGGCCUCUGUCUGUGUGCUAUUGCCAACUAGCUAAUCAAAGAUCCAUGACCUAGUGAAUAUAUUAUAAAUAUUGUGCACCCAUGGUUCCCAUAAGAGGCACAUGGUAUUUUUUAUUUUUUUUUGAAAAUGCUUGAAGGCAUAACCACUUCUGCAGUGUUCUCCUUUAGCAGCAGAUGGCUAAGGGAAAACCUACUAGCUAUAUGCUCUUGACUGAUUUUAAGCCAACUGCAGCCAGUCAUGAGGAAGGCCCAGGUUAGCUUGUGACGUGCUGUGAUUGGUUAACUGGACAUCUUCCCGUUUCCUCUUUCAGCUGUUGAUUGAUUUGUGUUGCUUUGACGCCUAGUUGUGUCAUUUGCUUUGUGCCGCUUCAUAUUGUGGGUGGAUUUUUUUGUUCUGUACGCCGUCUACUCACUGAGCUGUAACGCAAACAGCAGAAACUGCAGAAUUAAACACUUAGAGCAGGACCUUUAUCGGCUAGACUUAUGACCCAUUUUUUUUUUUUGUACCAAACCUUUUUUUUUUUUUUUUUUGAGAGAUGUGAAGUGCACUUUGGUCUGUCAUGAGGUCCGCUUUUUUUUUUUUUUUUCUUUGUCUUCGUCAUGCUGGCUGGUCAAAGGUUUGCCUUGUCUGGCUAAUUCAUCCUUCACUGACAGCUGUCUGGCUUCUGCUGUAAGAAGCCGCAGGGGUUCGGAUCUGGGAGACCAGGGCCACUGGGGUGCGCGGUGCUGGCUUCCUAUCUCGCCUUAACAUACGGGGUUAGGUCAUUGGUUUCCGGGACAAAACCAUUUAAGUCAUGCUCCAUGUCUUGAAUAAAUCGCUCUAUUUUGAUAUUAGAAAA
Paramormyrops kingsleyae is the source of this 4525-nucleotide messenger RNA. Its product is annotated as F-box-like/WD repeat-containing protein TBL1X. Gene Ontology annotation, biological process: regulation of transcription by RNA polymerase II. Gene Ontology annotation, cellular component: histone deacetylase complex. NCBI's taxonomy places the organism in Eukaryota, Metazoa, Chordata, Actinopteri, Osteoglossiformes, Mormyridae. The record is from RefSeq and is a predicted model, not a curated record. Gene Ontology annotation, molecular function: protein binding; transcription corepressor activity.